AGAGACUUUAUUUUUGUGUUUUUUUUUUAAAGAGGCCUCGCUCGAAGUGUCUACACAAGUUGAGUAUCACUUGGUGAAUGGCUUUGAUAUCAGCCUUUGGUUACCUUCCUUCCUCUCCACCGCUCACCGGAGCUUCUUCUUCUUCCACCAACAGAUGCAGGACGACCGUGUCUGCUCGGUUACCCGACCGAACAGAUGACUUGUCUCCUCUUCGCUCGUCUGAUAGUGAAUUGUGAAGUCAUUUUGGAAGCAGGUGGAGAGUUUGAUCGCAGAAAAUUGUUGGUUUCUUCUGUUGGUUUACUGAUUGGAGCACUAACAUACGAUGAUGGAGCCAUCGCUGAAGCUUCUCAGUUCGCUGACAUGCCAGCGAUUAGAGGCAAAGAUUACGGCAAAACGAAAAUGAAGUAUCCAGAUUAUACAGAAACACCUUCUGGUCUUCAGUAUAAGGAUUUGCGAGUAGGAACUGGGCCUAUACCAAAGAAGGGAGAAAAAGUUGUGGUUGACUGGGAUGGUUACACAAUAGGUUACUAUGGCCGCAUAUUCGAAGCACGCAAUAAAACCAAAGGAGGUUCUUUUGAGGGGGAUGAGAAGGAAUUUUUCAAAUUUACCUUGGGAUCUAAUGAGGUGAUACCUGCUUUCGAGGAGGCCGUUUCUGGGAUGGCUCUUGGUGGUAUCAGAAGGUUGGUUGUACCUCCAGAGUUAGGAUACCCAGAAAAUGACUACAACAAGAGUGCGCCGAGACCAACAACUUUCUCUGGACAACGUGCAUUAGAUUUUGUGCUCAAGAACCAAGGGCUCAUAGACAAGACACUUCUCUUUGAUGUUGAACUCCUCAAAAUUGUACCAAAUUGAUUGGACGAUCUACAUUGGCGUAUAUAUUUUGUCAUGUGUAUACUUCAACAACACAAACAAUUGUAUACAUUGAGCGCAGCUUAUACAUCAGAUAAUGUUAGCUCA
Raphanus sativus (radish) is the source of this 957-nucleotide messenger RNA. Its product is annotated as peptidyl-prolyl cis-trans isomerase FKBP19, chloroplastic. Gene Ontology annotation, molecular function: peptidyl-prolyl cis-trans isomerase activity. Lineage: Eukaryota; Viridiplantae; Streptophyta; Magnoliopsida; Brassicales; Brassicaceae. The transcript is spliced from 10 exons. Gene Ontology annotation, cellular component: chloroplast; thylakoid. The coding region runs from base 196 to 852 and encodes 218 amino acids. The record is from RefSeq and is a predicted model, not a curated record.